This is a messenger RNA of Pyricularia grisea, 623 nucleotides long. RefSeq lists its product as uncharacterized. Lineage: Eukaryota; Fungi; Ascomycota; Sordariomycetes; Magnaporthales; Pyriculariaceae. The annotation marks the transcript as partial. The transcript is spliced from 2 exons. The record is from RefSeq and is a predicted model, not a curated record.
GCAUCAGCAGACUCGGUGGCAGUGGCAGUGACGUCCUCAGUGGCAGUGGCAGUAAAGUCUUCAGUGGCCGUAGCAUCGGUGGAUUCGGUAGCGGAAACAUCCUCAGUGGCAGUGGCAUCAGCAGACUCGGUGGCAGUCUCCGUGACUGUAACAUCAUCGGACUCGGUAGCAGUGGCGUCUGCGGACUCAGUGGCGGUGACAUCCUCAGUAACAGUGGCGGAAGCUGACUCGGUGAUGGUAACAUCCUCGGUGGCGGUGGGAUCGGCGGAUUCAGUAGCGGUAACUUCCUCUGUAGCGGUUGCCUCAGCAGACUCGGUGACAGUCUCGGUGGCGGUGACAUCCUCAGUUGCGGUGACAUCCCCAGUGGUGGAAGGAGACUCGGUCAUGGUAGCGACCUCGGUGACACUUGCGGUGGUGGUAACCACCUGUUCAGUCUCGUAGCACUCGUCAUUCUCUUCGUCAAGGCCAAAGACACACUCGCACUGGUGGGUGUAGUCUCGGGUGCGGUAGCGCAGGGAACCAGGUCAGUCGGGUUUUCGGCGGGUCCGUACACGCACUGGCACUCAUCGUUGCAGAGAUCGCUGUCGCUGUCACAUUGCUCGCCGGUUUCGCGCUGGUUGUUU